Molecule: messenger RNA, 1333 nt
Organism: Carya illinoinensis
Lineage: Eukaryota; Viridiplantae; Streptophyta; Magnoliopsida; Fagales; Juglandaceae
Product: chromatin assembly factor 1 subunit FAS2-like
Exons: 5
Coding region: 600-1250 (216 amino acids)
Biological process (GO): nucleosome assembly; DNA replication-dependent chromatin assembly
Cellular component (GO): CAF-1 complex; nucleus
Molecular function (GO): protein binding
Source: RefSeq, a predicted model, not a curated record
UGCUUUUCUUGGUUGGCAAAGGUGUUAUUGUGGUCGAGGAGUAAACAUAUUAAGCUGACACUCAUGUGCCUUUGGUGUCAAAAUUUUCAGCCGGCAUUAGAAAUGGGAGGAUUAAUCUGGUGUUGUUAACAAUUAGGUUGCAUUUUUGUUCCCGUAACUGCAAACUUUUAGGACACUAACUGAUAGGACUCUUGAAUUUGGUUCGAAUGGACAAUAAUGGUUGAUCAGCAUCUGAAGAACAUAGAUGGCACCUUCUUCUACUUUACUAGUACAUGGAACAUGUGAUGCCGUAUUGACAGGAACAUAGAUAUCAAAAUUCCUGUAUAUUUUGGCCUUUUAUAAUUUUUACCCAUGUCUUUCUUAAUCCAAUCCAAUGCGCGAGACAGAGGGAACAGAACAUGAACCAUCUUAUAAACAGUGUGGUGUGAAGCCAUGCCUCAAUAUUUUAUUGUCUUCUAAAUGAUCUCGCCCUUUUCUGAUUGUGCUCCAUUUUAACUUUUUUAAUAACCUUGACAAAGAGCUGUACUUUAUGACGCUUCCAGAACUUCUGACUCCCUUCACUGAAGUAAAACAUUUUUUCUAUUUUUUUGUUUGAAUUUAUGUUGAUGAGACCACUUUUCCUUUCAGGUUCUUGCAAGAUUUCAACUUCAUCCGAAACAGUAAAUAAAGCUUACAUAUUUUCCAGAAAUUAUCUUUCAAGGCCCGCUCUACAGCUCCCAGGUGCCAGUAAACCAGUCGUAGCGGUUCGUUUCUGUCCAGUAGUUUUUAGCCUUCGGGGGUCAACUCCAGCUGCGCUCUUUAAGCUCCCAUAUCGCCUCAUUUUUGCGGUGGCCACUUUGAAUUCUUUAUACUUAUAUGAUACAGAGAGCAUUCCUCCCAUAGCAAUCUUGGCUGGUCUUCACUAUGCAGCCAUAACAGACAUUACAUGGUCACCUGAUGGCCGGUACUUGGCAUUAUCCUCCCAAGACGGUUACUGUACUAUACUAGAAUUUGAACAUGAUGAAAGGGGAUCUCCCAUCUCUUUAUCAGAAGGAAAGAAAGUCAUGGUUGAUGAGAACCAGGGGCCUGUUCAGAAGCCAGAGGAUAUGGUAAUUGAUGCAACUAGGAAAGAUUUUAUCAUUGCAGCAGAUAGCACGAAAUCAGAAGCAGGAGAGAAUGAAAGGAAGCUCGCAUCACCAAGCUCAAAAACUACUCCUAUCUCAAAUAAACAAGCUAAGAGGCGCAUUACUCCCUUGGCAAUUGAUCCUUGAUACCAAUGCAGGGUCUACAUGAUAUAUGGAACAAUAAUCUUGUUUAUAAAUGUCUAAAAAAGACCCCUUCCCUUUCCAUUUUA